Messenger RNA from Apis laboriosa (Himalayan honeybee), 2576 nucleotides. It is a transcript of the gene hig, whose product is annotated as locomotion-related protein Hikaru genki. The coding region runs from base 300 to 1763 and encodes 487 amino acids. NCBI's taxonomy places the organism in Eukaryota, Metazoa, Arthropoda, Insecta, Hymenoptera, Apidae. The transcript is spliced from 11 exons. The record is from RefSeq and is a predicted model, not a curated record.
AGUUAGUAGCGACGUUGCUUCUGUCGCUAAUCAUUCUUCGUAGAUUAUUAUUCGCGCGUUUCUCCUUCGUUCAUUGUCAGUUUAUCGAUCUUCCAAGCGCACUGACGUUGGAUCCUCGGCAUUUGUACACGCACAACGCAAAAUUAUCAUGCUUAUGAAACAAAAUGUCGAAAGACAAGAAGAACGAAUUUCCAUCGUACGAAAAUUCCAGCCAUUUUCGAUACGAAAUUACCAUCAAAACCAAGUUUCAGUGUAGUGACUCGAAUAAUAUUUCGUUUUGAUAUGCAAAGAGAAACAGUAUGUCCAUCGAGAAAGAAAGAAGAAGGAAAUUCUUCGAAAGUGCAUAUCGCAUGAAACUGACUACUGGAUUUUAUGUUUUGUUGUUUGGCCUAACAACGAUACUCACUUUUUGUAAAGCGAAACAAGUAGAUAUCGAUGGAUUUCAAAGAGGUUGCAAACUUGAAGGAUUACAUCCACUUUUGAUCGUUACAUACAAGAAUAUUACAAUAUCCGUAGACAAGAUUACUGUACCACAUGGAGAACGUGUAACAGUAAGAUGUAGAGAACUUGGCAAGUACAAGCUCAUUGGUGAUUCUCUGUUGCACUGUCGUAACGCAAGUUGGAACGGGAAACUACCCUCUUGUACUCCGACCACAGCGAUUUCUAAUUAUACAGGAGAAACAGAGGAUGUACCGCCAACGAUCGUGUUUGGAUUACCGGCUGGUUCAGCUGCCGUUGAACCAUCGGGUGCACUCGCCGUUUUCCCUGGAAGCAUCCUCCAUCUGGAAUGUCUGUUCGCUAGAAAACUUGGUAAUCCCGAAUGGACUUGGACCUCGACGUUUCGUCAAUAUUUAACCGGAUGGGCAAUUGCUGCUCGUGAAAGGGAUUGGAAAUAUCGCUUGUCGAUAUAUUACGCGAAAGCUCAAGAUUCAGGAGUGUACACGUGUUCUACACCGCGUGGAUUAUCCAAUUCUAUACGGGUCCACGUUGUGGAUGUCCAAUGUCCCGUUUUGAAUUUACCCGAACCGUUAAUUGGUAAAAUCGAAGGUGCACGAAUGGGUCAUGGGGCAGCAUUCGAGUGUCCUGCUGGAUUUAAAUUGAAAGGCGCGGCUGGUAUAACAUGCCAAUAUAAUGGUAAAUGGUCAGCAGAAAUGCCGGAAUGCAUAACAAUUACAUGUCCAUCCAUGGAAACUCUCGAUGACACGCGGCUACAACUUCUCGAAUACAAUAAUACUUUCGGUAAUAGAGCAAUAUUUACUUGUAUGUGGGGUCAUAAAUUAUUAGGACCACAAAGCAUAGAAUGUCAAGGGGAUGGUUCAUGGAGCGGAGAUAAGCCUAGUUGCGUAGAAAUCACUUGUCCGAUUCCAUUGAUACCAAAGAGCGGGCGUAUUAUGGAACAAACAAAUCGUCAUAAUUCAGGAAGGAAGCAGCAUCAAACGCGUGUGUACAAAGUUGGAGCGCUCGUCAGAUUUGUUUGCUUGCCUGGUCAUCAAUUGUUAGGUGAGGCCUCUAUAAUAUGUACAGAGAAUGGAACGUGGUCUCAUCCGUCUCCGGUUUGCAAAGUAAGAUGUCCAUAUCCAGGUGAUCCGCCUCAUGGACGUAUUGCACCUCUUAAAUUUUGGUACAAACCAGGUGAUAACAUACAAGUAACUUGUUCUCCGGGAUAUGUAACGCCUUUGGAACCUGUAAGAAAGCCGACUUGUCGGGAAAAUGGAAUAUGGAGUGCACCCCCACCACCUUGUAGAUCAUAUAAAGAUGUUUAAAGAGAAAAAAAAUUGAACUUUAAGGAAACCUUAUCGAUGAUAGCAUUUCGUACCAAUGUAUUACGUUGUAAUGGUGCGAAAAAAUUCAAUUCCAAUACCGUACCGCCUGAUUAAUGAAUUAUGCUACGUCAUAAAGAAUUCCAUUAAAAACAUUACAUUACACGAUCUCGUGCAUAAAUUAGCACAUUAUUUGAUCGUAAAGUAAACGAUACAUAUCAACGAAUCUACACGAAUCGAAUUUUCAUGCAUUCAAAAUGAUUAAUCGCCUAUAUCAGUUGUUUUCUUACAAUGUCACUUCAUGAUUGUUAACAUUGUAUAUGCUAUUUGAGAGAUAUAUACAUUCGAUGCGUAAGAAUUUUGACGACGGUACGUAAAUUUAGAUUCCAAUUUCGAGGUUAAUCAAGUCGUUAAUUAACCUCGCAAGUUAUUUAAUAAUAAUAAUAAUAAUAAUAUCGGACAUUUUUUUACUAAACAAAAACUAUUAUAAUAUACAUACCAUAAAAUUACGAAAAACAAAUGGAACAACGAUUGUGUCAUUUAAAAAAGAAGUUGUAUGAGCUUAGAAUAGAAAAGCCAAAUAUAGAAUUGCGUGCACAAUAUGACGAUAAAAGAGGAGAGAAAAGAAAGAAAGAAAGAAGGAAAGAGAAGGGGAAGAAAGAGCCAUGUAUAUUCAGGAUACGUGUGCAAUAAAAGAAUGCGAUAUAGAUUGUACGAUGCCUAAUUCUAACCUUUAGGAAUAUCUAGGAUCUCACAUUUUCCCCUUGUAUGUGAUAUGUCUUUGUAUGUAAAAUAAAAUUACGUUAUUCUCUAAAA